AUGCGCACGCAGGCGGCUGCUGCCGCGGCGCACGCGGCGAUAGGCAGGCGCCGGCGCGUGCGGGGCCUCGGAGGGGGAGGUGCCCGCGGGAGUGCCCUCGGGAAGAGUCCCCUGGCCUGCAGCGUCCGCAUCUCCCACCCCCGGAUGAUCUCUCUGCAGAGCGUGGGCCUCCAGAGGGAGGGCUACGUCCGCGUGCAGGGCGGCAGCCACAGGCUGUGGUACCGCGUCGUCCGGCCGCUGGGCUGCGGGCGCUCGGACGCGCCGCCCGCCGAGAGCGGGGCGUACUCCAUCGAGCAGUCGGUGGCGGACCUCCGGGAGGUGCUGCUGGAGCUCGGCCUCCGCCGCUACCACCUCUACGGCCAGUCCUGGGGCGGCGUGCUGGCGUACGAGCACCUCCGCUCGGCCCCCGCGGGCGGCUGCGUGUCGCUCGUCCUCUCCUCGGUGCCGUCCUCGGUGCGGCGCGUCGAGGCGCACGCGGAGCGCCUGCUCGCGGCCCUCCGCACGCCCGGCGGCUCGCGGCCCUCUGCGGCCGAGCUGCCGGACCUCUUCCGCCGCAGGCACCAGUGCCGGACCCCGGAGCAGCCCGGGCCGCUGCGGGACGCGUACUCGCUCGCCGGGACGACGUGGCGCGGCUCCGCGGCGAUCUCGGAGUGGGAGCUGCAGGGGGCCCUGCCGGCCGGGCUGCCCGCGCUGUGCCUGCGCGGCGAGCACGACUUCGUCGGCCCCGGGUGCGCCGAGAGGUGGCGCCCAGUGUUGCCGGGGCUGCGGCGGCUGGAGGCCCUGCCCGGCUGCGCGCACCACGGCCUGCUCGAGGCGCCGGAGCUCUACCUGCGAACGGUCGGCGAGUUCCUGGCGCAGAUCGACCUCGAGCGGGCCCGGCUCGAGGCCGCCCGGCUGCGGGAGCUCGCCGCCGAGGGCGCCGCAGGGGGGGAGGCCAGCGGCCCCGACGGGGAGGCCGAGGUGGACGAGGGUCACGGCGCGGAGCGCGAGAGCGGCGACGAAGAGGAGGGCGCAGCGCGAGGCGCCCCGCCGCCCCCUGGGCACGCCGCCGACCCGCCGGCGGCGCCUAGCGAGGAGGCCGCCGCCGCGGGGUGCGGCGGGGCCGCCGCCGCUGAGGCGCCGGCCGGCGAGGCCGCGGCUCUGCGGGAGCAGAUCGGCCACCUCGAGAGGCGCCGUGCCGUGCCGAGGAAUCCGAUGCCCCUUCCCGAGGCCGAUCGUAUCCGUGGGCGUCACCAGGGCCUCGCAGUCCGCCCCAGAGGGGCCGCCGCCCUGGGAGCCGCGGGUCCGCGGCCUGGCUGGCCCGGGGGCCGCCCGCGUCGCGGUGUGUGUGCACGGGGCCCUGGACAGAUGGCUCCGGAAGUUCACCGAGAAGUUGCUCAAGCACCCCGGGUGGCUGUGGAUGUUCUACGCGUACCUGCUGGUGCUUCACGCCGUCGCCGCCUCCUACUACGCCCAGGCGGAGUCGGCGGAGUCCAACCCGAUCGUCGACCUGGUGGGCCAGACGCUGGAGCAGGUCAGCGACGUCCGCACCCACGAGUCCGCCACCUUCAACACUCGGGAGGAGGCAAUGGCGUGGCUCAACGAGACG
Messenger RNA from Prorocentrum cordatum, 1588 nucleotides. The record is from the annotation of a GenBank genome assembly. Lineage: Eukaryota; Dinophyceae; Prorocentrales; Prorocentraceae.